Messenger RNA from Rangifer tarandus platyrhynchus (Svalbard reindeer), 1146 nucleotides. NCBI's taxonomy places the organism in Eukaryota, Metazoa, Chordata, Mammalia, Artiodactyla, Cervidae. The record is from the annotation of a GenBank genome assembly.
AUGGAUUUCGGGGUUCCAAUAUCAGUCUAUCUCUUGAUCAAUGCAAUGACAGCGCUGACUGGAGAGGCAGCCAGGACUCUAAGCCCCCCAGUCACAACCCAGCAGAGUAACUGGACAGUUAACAAAACAGCAGCUGACUACACAGAAGUACCCAUAGCCUUGAAGUUCUCACAUCCUUGCCUGGAAGACCACCAUAGUUACUGCAUCAAUGGUGUCUGUGCAUUCCACCAUGAGUUGGAGAAAGCCAUCUGCAGGUGUUUUACUGGUUAUACGGGAGAAAGGUGUGAGCAUUUGACCUUAACUUCAUAUGCUGUGGAUUCUUAUGAAAAAUACAUCGCAAUUGGGAUUGGCGUUGGAUUACUAUUAAGUGGUUUUCUUGUUAUUUUUUACUGCUACAUAAGAAAGAGGUAUCUGAAAUUGAAAUCACCUUACAAUAUCUGUUCCGGAGGAAGACCACUGUGUUCAGAGAGGGAGGAUGACGUCCGGACCGUCCUCCGGCCCCUCCUCCCCCGGGCCGAUUAUGAAACUGCGGGCACUGUGUACCUCACCCCGCUCUCUCCCGCCGCCGCCCAGCCGGACGCCUCCCGCAGCCGGCCGCAGCCCGCCGCAGCCCCCGUGCCCCGCGCGCCCCCGCACACGCUCACCGGGAGGAGGAUGGAGCCGCGCCGCGCCCGCCGGGUCCCCACGCUGCUGCUCGUUCUGGUUUUCUAUCUUCUUCAAGCAGUCUUCAGUACAACUGUGAUUCCUUCAUGUAUCCCAGGAGAGUCGGGAGAUAACUGCACAGCAUUAGUUCAAACUGAAGAUAAUCCACGUGUGGCUCAAGUGUCAAUAACAAAGUGUAGUGCUGAUAUGAAUGGCUACUGUUUGCACGGACAGUGCAUCUACCUGGUAGACAUGAGUGAAAAUUACUGCAGGUGUGAAGUAGGUUACACUGGUGUCCGGUGUGAGCAUUUCUUUUUAACCGUCCAAAAACCUCUGAGCAAAGAAUAUGUGGCUUUGACCGUGAUUCUUGUUAUCUUGUUCCUUGUCAUAGUUGCUGGUUCCAUAUACUAUUUCUGCAGAUGGUAUAGAAAUCAAAAAAGUAAAGAACCAAAGAAGGAAUAUGAAAGAGUGACGUCAGGGGAUCCGGCAUUGCCGCAAGUCUGA